Messenger RNA from Penicillium verhagenii, 849 nucleotides. RefSeq lists its product as uncharacterized. Bases 1 to 849 code for a protein of 282 amino acids. NCBI's taxonomy places the organism in Eukaryota, Fungi, Ascomycota, Eurotiomycetes, Eurotiales, Aspergillaceae. The record is from RefSeq and is a predicted model, not a curated record. The transcript has a single exon.
AUGGCUAAACUUCCUGAAAAGCAUGAGGGUUGUGUCGCCUGUGGGUGGACCGCGAAACAACAAAACGAUUGCCAUUACGAGAGCCACGUCAAACUUUUUUACGGCGCAUCAAAACUGGGUGUCUGGUCCAUCGGAUCCGAUGCGAUUCUGAAAGACCGGCCCGACGAGGGCCCAAAAGCGAAAGUGGAAGUGAAAACACUGAAUUAUCUGGCCGAAAAUACCGACAUACCCGUUCCUAAGGUUUUACGCGACUGGGUCGAUCGAAAUGGGCGGUACUUCGUUCUAAACGAACGGGUCGAUGGACAGACACUCGAGGAGGCAUGGCCUUCUUUGUCAGAAUCCCAAAAAAUCGAUAUCGCAGACCAAAUUGUCCAAGUGCGAAAGCAGCUACGAGAAGUCACUUCAGGCGCAAUUCAGUGUGUUGAUCAAAGCCCAUGCUACCCAGGCUUACUGUUUUCUGAUCUUGAGCCCCGUGGACCGUUUCACUCUGACCAAGAGCUCUGGGAUGCGCUGGCCCUCAAACUUUCUCACCUCCCUCAGCAAGUUUUACAGAGCUUGAAGAUGCGCCUACCGAAGUGCGAGCCUUAUGUUCUUACUCACUGCGAUCUCAAUUUAGGAAACAUCAUGGUCCAAGACGGCAAGGUUGUUAGUAUACUAGACUGGGAGUAUGCUGCCUUCUUUCCUGUUUGGUAUGAGUAUGUUUCUGCUUCUUUUGGAUUUACAGAGAUGGAUGUUGAAUGGAAAAGGUUGUUCCAGGAGCGAUUAAGUCUACAGGGCGAAGGGCAUGAAAAUACUAAGGCAUUCUGGACGGAAAUGCGCACUGCAGUAUACGACAAUACCCGAAUCUAG